CAAAGCCCAGCAUGCCUCGCCCCUCCCUGAUCAAUGAGGGCUUAUUUAAAUGAUCUCUGAGGUCUUGGACCCAGGCCAAUCAGCUGUCAGGGCUCAUGAUAAAUCGCAAUGCAUUAUUGAUAAUAAUAAUUACUGGGACAUGCGCGUUCCGGCCGAAGGGGGGUAAAUUUCCCAACUCCAGGAAUUUGCGGUGGAGUGGGCGAAUCACCGCGGCUAAUCCGGCGCCCCGAUGCUCGCACCAUGUCGAGGCGCAAGCAGGCGAAACCCCAACACAUCAACUCCGAGGAGGACCAGGGCGCGCAGCAGCCGCUGCAGCCGGGCCCGGCGGCGCCCGCGGCGGGGGAGCCGGGUCCUCCCCUGAGCCGCCCCGGACACGGCGAUGAUGUGACGAACGGGGACAGGGCGGUGGCGAAGCGGCCUCGCCGGGAGGAGACGCACAUCUGUGACCGAUGCUGCGCGGAGCUCUUCAGCUUCUCCGAGUUCUUGGAACACAAGAAAAGUUGCACUAAAAAUCCGCCCGUCCUCAUCAUGAGCGACGGCGAGGGGCCGGUGCCUGGCGAGGACUUCCCCAGCGCCGGGCUGGGCCCGCAGGCCCAAGGCAGGGAGGAGGGCGGCGGCCCCAGCGACCCGAAGGAGAAGCCGGGCGCGGAAUCGGUCGUGUACUUGAAGACGGAGACCGCCCUGCCGCCCGCGCCCCAGGACAUGAGCUAUUUACCCAAAGGCAAAGUGGCCAACACGAACGUCACCCUCCAGGCGCUGCGGGGCACCAAGGUGGCCGUCAAUCAGCGGAGUGCGGACGCGCUGCCUGCCCCCUUGCCGGGCGCCGGCAGCAUCCCCUGGGUCCUGGAGCAGAUCCUGUGCCUCCAGCAGCAGCAGCUGCAGCAGAUCCAGCUCACCGAGCAGAUCCGCAUCCAGGUGAACAUGUGGGCCUCGCACGCCCUCCACGCCGGCGUGGCGGGCGCCGACGCCCUGAAGACCCUGGGGGGGCACGUGUCCCAGCAGGUGUCCGCCGCCGUGGCCUUGCUCAGCCAGAAACCCGGAGGCCCGGGCCUGCCCCUGGAUGCCUUGAAACCAGCCAGGCUACCUCACGCCAACCUCCCCUCCGCCAGCAGCUCUGUGUCCCCGGGGCUGACCCCCUUCGCCCUGAAACCGGAUGGGACCCGGGUGCUCCCCGGCGUCAUGUCCCGCCUCCCGGGCGCUUUGCUACCUCAGGCCCCAGGCUCGGUGCUCUUCCAGGGCCCGUUCUCCACGGUGGCGUUAGACCCGUCCAAGAAAGGGAAGGGGAAGCCACCGAACAUCUCCCUGGUGGAAGUCAAAAGCAAAGACGAGGUCACCCUCUGCAAGCACAAGUGUAAGUACUGUAGCAAGGUGUUUGGGACUGAUAGCUCCUUGCAGAUCCACCUCCGCUCCCAUACCGGAGAGAGACCUUUCGUGUGCUCUGUCUGUGGCCACCGUUUCACCACCAAGGGCAACCUCAAGGUGCACUUUCAUCGACACCCCCAGGUGAAGGCAAACCCCCAGCUGUUUGCCGAGUUCCACGACAAAACCGCAGCAGGCAGCGGCAUGUCGCCUGCCCGCGCCUUCCCUGUCCCCGUAGAUGAGUCAAGUCUCUCUUUAGACAGCAAACCUGUCCUUGUAACAGGAACCCCCAAUGUAGGGCUACCUCAGAAUCUCUCUUCGGGGACGAACCCCAAGGACCUCACAGGCGGCCCGCUGCCUGGUGACUUGCAGCUGGGGCCUCCCCCAGAAAGCGAGGGUGCAACCCUCCUCCCUGGGGCAGGGCCAAACAAUAGCUCCCCGAGGGCUUGUGGCUUCCCAGGGAGCGGGACCCCCGAGCCAGGGUCGGAGACCCUGAAACUGCAGCAGCUGGUGGAGAACAUCGACAAGGCCACCACCGACCCCAACGAAUGUCUCAUUUGCCACCGUGUCUUAAGCUGCCAAAGCUCCCUCAAAAUGCAUUACCGAACCCACACCGGGGAGAGACCGUUCCAGUGCAAGAUCUGCGGCCGGGCCUUCUCCACCAAGGGCAACCUGAAAACGCAUCUCGGGGUUCACCGAACCAACACAUCCAUAAAGACGCAGCACUCGUGUCCCAUCUGCCAGAAGAAGUUCACCAACGCCGUCAUGCUGCAGCAGCAUAUCCGGAUGCACAUGGGCGGCCAGAUCCCCAACACGCCCCUGCCGGAGAACCCCUGCGACUUUCUGGGUCCCGAGCCCAUGAUGCUCAGCGAGAAUGGCAGCACGGGGCCUCUCUGUCGCGAUGAUGUCAUCGAAAGCAUCGACAUUGAUGAAGUCAGCCCCCAGGAGCCCCCCGGGAGCUCCUCCAAGGCCCCCACGCCCCUGGCCCGCGUCCACUCGGCAUCGCCCACCCUGGGCUUCUCCAUGAUGGCUUCCCUGGAGGCCCCCGGGAAAGUGGGUCCUGCUCCUCUUACCCUGCAGCGGCAGAGCAGCCGAGAGAACGGUUCGGCGGAGAGCGAUGGCCUGACCAACGACUCGUCGUCCUCCUUGAUGGGGGACCAGGAGUAUCAGAGCCGAAGCCCAGACGCCCUGGAGACCACGUCCUUCCAGGCGCUCUCCCCGGCCAAUAGCCAGGCUGAGAGUCUCAAGUCCAAGUCUCCUGACGCUGGCGGCAAAGCGGAGGGCUCCGAGAGCAGCCGCCCUGACUUGGAAGGUCGGACCAGUCUCCCAUCAACCUUUAUCCGAGCCCAGCCGACCUAUGUCAAAGUGGAAGUCCCUGGGGCGUUCGUGGGACCCGCCAGCAUGUCCCCAGGCUUGACGCCUUUGCUGACCACCCAGCCCCGCCGCCAGGCCAAGCAGCACGGCUGCCUGCGCUGCGGCAAGAACUUCUCAUCCGCCAGUGCACUCCAGAUUCACGAGCGCACGCACACGGGGGAGAAGCCCUUCGUCUGCAGCAUAUGUGGGCGAGCUUUUACCACCAAAGGCAACUUGAAGGUCCACUACAUGACCCACGGGGCCAGCAACAGCUCCGCGCGCCGGGGGAGGAAACUGGCCAUCGAGAACACCAUGGCGCUGUUAGGAACGGAUGGCAAGAGGGUUCCCGAGAUGUUUCCCAAGGAAGUGCUGACCCCCUCGGUGAACGUGGACCCCGUGGUGUGGAACCAGUACACGACCAUGCUCCACGGCGGCCUGGCCAUGAAGACCAACGAGAUCUCCGUGAUCCAGAGUGGCGGCAUCCCCACACUGCCCGUGUCGCUGGGCGCCAGCUCCGUGGUGAACAACACCACCCUCUCCAAGAUGGAUGGCUCCCAGUCGGCUCUGGGCGCCGACGUGGAGAAGCCAGGCGCGGCUGACGGCGUCCCCAAGCACCAGUUCCCCCACUUCCUGGAGGAAAAGAAAAUCGCGGUCAGCUGAGCCCCGGGACAGGCGGGGGGCGGGGGGCGGGGGUGCAGGCCGAGUGAGCUCCAGCUCUUGUCCGGCUUUCGAAAGCCCACCUCCUCCCGCCGGCUUCCUGGAUGUGCAGGUGAUGUUUACAGCCGGGACCACACCUCAGGCAAGUCCCACAAUCACAAUGUUGCUGUGCUGCUUUGCCAAAAAAAAAAAAAAAAAAUGGAAAAAGGGACAAAUCCAGACUAACAUACAGUCGAGUUUUUUUGUUUUUUUUUUUUUUAAUUGUGGAAGGAAGCGGGUCUUGCAAAGUCGCUUUGUUGUUUGUGACAGACUCUACAAAAAAGCUUUGUACAACCUCGGGUAACACUUUCCAAAGACCGUCCUGUAUAUCAAGUUGGACCUGACUGAACCACAGCGGAAGGGACAACUGCUUAGCCUGGCGGGGCAGGGGGCUGGAUGCGGGUCAGUGGACAAGGUCUGCCGGCUUGCAGAGGUCUGUUCUGUAUGCGCCCCAAUCCUGCAUCCGUCUUUGUUGUUUGUUAUUUUUUUUUCUUUUUUCUUUUUUUGAAUGUACCCUUUUUUAAACCAAGGUUGUAGAAUUCCAGAAUUCCUUCAACCUUGGAACCUUACGUAGGAUGCUCUCCGAUGGGCUGAUUUUAGGCCUUCGGGGGUCGAUGUGUAUGUUGCUGCUUAUUUAAGUACAGUUGAGUUGAGAGUGCCAGUUCUUGGCACUGCCCUCCCCCCAGACACCCGGAGCCCCAGGGGAGGUGGUACCAAGCAGGGGAUCUCCGGGCGACUUCACCGGGUUUGCCAGUGCCUACUCGAUUGAAGAGCUGGGUUUUCAUUCUUAAGGAAACUCGCAGAAGGGUGUGUUUCUUAUAGAUUCACGUAAUAAUUCACAUCGUAAUUUUUUUAAAGGUCCUUGGUAUGACUUAAUGCCAAGUCUUGAUGAAAAUUUCUUUUUCCCUGAGUAUUACAUGAAGGCUGCGAACUUGGAACAGGCAAGCCCUGAGUGUGAAAGCUUUAAUUUAUCUACCUCAUUUAUUAUUUUUGUAGCCAUAGUCUCUAUUUUCCUAUUUUAUGACCGCUGAAGUGUUCCUAGCCCCUGUCUUAAACCUAAGAGUUGAUGUAUUGGUGGGAGCAGCUGGACGUUCAAGUUUUUUUGUGAUUCCUUUGGUUUUUUUUAAACUCCUUUUUGUAUAUGUAAUAUUAAGCAAAUGUUGCUCUGAUGGCUUAAUGAGGAGGGAGAAAGACCUUGGCUUCUGGGUGGAGAAGUCCUUUCUCCCUUCUGUGUGGGAAAGUGGAUCAAAGACUGUUGGUCUCGGUUAUUGCUCCUGACCUGAGGAUCCAAACAAGUUUUUUGUUUUGCCAAGUUGUGCCUUUCCUUCUGGAAUUGUAAGUGAACACAAUACUAGUACCUGUUUACACUGUGAAGUGGAUAUUGUUACAGAGAAUACACCAGAGGCUUCCUCACUGUUAAGCUAAUAAUGCCUUGUGAAUGUAUGACCUACGGAGAAACCCCUGUAGUUUUUACCUGCUGAUGCUGUCUGUCUGUUGGAGAAUAAAUUUCGGAUGUUUUUUUUUUCCCCUCCCACCAGGUGUGUGUAUGUAAGUUUUCCUGCUCCAAAACUGAGCUUCCUUCGGGUAAUCUUGAACGCUGGCUGGAGUUCGUGUGUGAACGUGUAAGGCUCAUCGUGCCAUAGAUACUCUAUCUCAGCUAACUCAACUGGUCUCGUCCUAACUUCUGCUCAUUCACUGAGCAGAGAGACAAUACUUUAUACCGUCACACACUUAGGGGCUGCUUGGAUUGGAAUGGGCUGAGAGCCACAUAGGAGUUGGUCUUUAAUUCCAAGGGAAGACCCUUAGGGUAGUGAUAGGGCCUCACCAGGGUAGAUCCGGUUACUGUCCUGCUGGUUAAGUACCCUCCUGCCUGCCUGCCUUUGCCCGGUUGGUCUUUGCGAACCCAGUGGCAAGACCAGCAUUAGAUCCUAGGAGAAUCUUCACGACU
Messenger RNA from Talpa occidentalis (Iberian mole), 5356 nucleotides. It is a transcript of the gene SALL4, whose product is annotated as spalt like transcription factor 4. Gene Ontology annotation, molecular function: DNA-binding transcription factor activity, RNA polymerase II-specific; RNA polymerase II cis-regulatory region sequence-specific DNA binding. NCBI's taxonomy places the organism in Eukaryota, Metazoa, Chordata, Mammalia, Eulipotyphla, Talpidae. The coding region runs from base 241 to 3372 and encodes 1043 amino acids. The transcript is spliced from 4 exons. The record is from RefSeq and is a predicted model, not a curated record. Gene Ontology annotation, cellular component: nucleus. Gene Ontology annotation, biological process: regulation of transcription by RNA polymerase II.